Rhodotorula graminis WP1 is the source of this 1454-nucleotide messenger RNA. RefSeq lists its product as uncharacterized. Bases 1 to 1359 code for a protein of 452 amino acids. The transcript is spliced from 2 exons. Gene Ontology annotation, molecular function: N-acetyltransferase activity. The record is from RefSeq and is a predicted model, not a curated record. Lineage: Eukaryota; Fungi; Basidiomycota; Microbotryomycetes; Sporidiobolales; Sporidiobolaceae.
AUGCAGGCCGUGCUCAGCAGCAACCACUUCUCGGCGCCGACCAUGGACCCGUUCGAGGCGCUCGCCUCGUCCGACCCGGACGCGCCAGCUCCUCCGCCCGCCCGCAUCCGCCCUUUCAACCCGGACAAGGACCUCAAGCUCACGCGAUACCUCGUCGGCGCGGCCGUCAUGGAGCCGUGCGCCAACCAGGUCGCCCUGUUCAAGCCCGCGUCGCUCCUCGUGUGGGCGGGCCUCGUCCACCUCCUCAUCACCCGGGUCGCCAACGGCUACCCGGCCGUCGUGCACAACUACCUGUACCCGCACCUGCCGAAAGCCGUCAACGACAAGGCGACCAUCCUCCAGACCCUCACCGACAGCCUCAUCCUCAUCCCGCUCGUCCUCGCGCCCGCCAUCAUGAUCCUCGCCGUCUUCGAGUGGCGCCACCGCAACCUGUUCGAGAUGGAGAUGCGCCGCGCCAUCGGCGACGAGGACAUGCGCGACGUCGAGGCCUACUACGACGUGCGGCCCGAGCCGGCGACGACGGCGAGCGAGGAGGGCGACAAGAAGCCCACCACGCGCGCUCGCGCCAAGCAGCAGCAGCAGGUCAGGCCGCAGGGCGAGGGCGACAAGGCGGCGGCGGGCGCGGCGAGCCAGCCGGCGCAGCGGCAGGGCUUCUGGGUCCUCGAGUACGACAACCGCCUCAUCGGCGCCGUCGGCCUCGACGGCAGCAAGCCGGGCCGCCCGCUCGACUCGGUCGUCGACCUCCUCAUUGCCGCCGCGAGGGAGAAGAAGGAGGGGCGAGGCGCGUCGACCGAUGCGGCGGCGUCGGCCAAGAAGGACGACUCGGCGACGACGACCGCGACCGAGUCGACGUCGACCGACAGCACCCUGCGUCCUCGCGGCGCCAAUGCCCCUUCCGUCUCGGUCACGCCCCCGACGCCGGUCUCGGGCGCCCCGCCCUCGCCCUUCACGCUCGACCCGUCGGCGUCCCUCCCGCAGGGCACGCUCCACAUCCGCCGGUUCGCGACCAGCAUGUCGUUCCGCACCGCUGGCAUCGAGGACGACCUCCUCGCCUUUGUCGCCGACUACGCCUUUGCGCCCGCACCCGAGGACGGCGAGCCCGGCCCGGCCCCGGCGCAGCAGCUCGUCGUCGCCGUCCUCCCCGACGUCCAGAAGUCGCUCCGCAAGGCCCUCGCCCGCAACGGGUUCGAGCUCGUCCCGCGCGGCUCGGAGCUUGACCUCGCGCAGUCGGGCGCGGCGAGCGGCGGCGCCGGCGCCGGCAAGAAGAGCUGGGCCGCGAGGUUGUGGCCGGUGAGCCUCGAGCAGCGCACGAUGGUGCUCCGGCGGGCGACGUGGGAGGCGCGCCAGGCCAAGGAGUAGCAGGACGAGGAGCGCAUGUACUAGUACGACGUUGCGAUAGAGCUUGAGCGGGUGGUCGUUGGGCGUGUCCUGCAAAAUCACCUCGGUUCCCUCAC